AUGGGCCACCCAUCCAGCCAUCCUCUACUCCGUACUAUAAUCUUUCAGAUUAAAACGCUGCGGUUUAUGUCAUGUGUCAGUGGAGAUCCAGAUUAAAACGCUGCGCUUAGUGUCUUGCAUUCCCGCGUAAAAAUCUCCCUCCUUAGUUAUCGGAAGCAGAGCAGGCGAAAACCUAGGACAUUGCUAAACGCCAUGGACGUAAGCGAUCUGCAGGAAGACCUAAUGGUUGAAGAAGACUCCAUGGACGAUCUCAUCAGAGACCGAUUCAGACUCUCCGCUAUCUCUAUCGCCGAAGCCGAGGCAAAGAAAAGUGGAAUGGAGAUAGCAGGACCUGUUGUAGCAUGCGUGGCUGAUCUAGCCUUCAAAUAUGCAGAGAAUGUUGCAAAGGACCUUGAACUCUUUGCUCAUCAUGCUGGACGCAAAGUUGUGAAUAUGGACGAUGUUGUUCUCUCAGCGCACAGAAACGAUAAUUUAGCUGCGUCUUUGAGGUCAUUGUGCAAUGAACUAAAGGCAAAGGAGCCACAAUCUGAGAGGAAACGCAAGAAAGUAGUGUCUACCAAGAAAGAUGACAAAGCCAGUAGUAGCAAUGCUGCUGGUCGCACAACCGAUCUCUAAAUCUCCAGUGCAUACGUUCUUAGAUACUAAGCUUGGUGGUGGAGAAGCUCUUAAAUGUCCUGGAAGUUUUUUCUGCAAUUUUAUACUACAAGACUUUUUCAUUAACUCUCUUACUAUAUAAUAUAUUGUAUUAGGCUACGUAUAUUUAGAGAGUCUAUGCAUAUAUCUGUUGUGAAUAUGUUUUCUAUUUUCUACAUUUUACAUCGUUAAAACUUCUCAAUUAUAACCCA
Molecule: messenger RNA, 845 nt
Organism: Raphanus sativus (radish)
Lineage: Eukaryota; Viridiplantae; Streptophyta; Magnoliopsida; Brassicales; Brassicaceae
Product: protein MHF1 homolog
Exons: 4
Coding region: 193-615 (140 amino acids)
Biological process (GO): replication fork processing; resolution of meiotic recombination intermediates
Cellular component (GO): FANCM-MHF complex; Fanconi anaemia nuclear complex
Molecular function (GO): protein heterodimerization activity; chromatin binding
Source: RefSeq, a predicted model, not a curated record